Oryzias latipes (Japanese medaka) is the source of this 3461-nucleotide messenger RNA. RefSeq names its product acidic (leucine-rich) nuclear phosphoprotein 32 family, member E (gene anp32e). Lineage: Eukaryota; Metazoa; Chordata; Actinopteri; Beloniformes; Adrianichthyidae. Gene Ontology annotation, biological process: regulation of apoptotic process. The record is from RefSeq and is a predicted model, not a curated record. Gene Ontology annotation, molecular function: phosphatase inhibitor activity; histone binding. Gene Ontology annotation, cellular component: nucleus.
CCGUGCGGCUGGGGGCGGGGCUGUAGUGGAGAGGGCAGGGCGUGAGAUAUCAUGGAGGAUCAGUAGGCAAACUGUGGCCAUCAGUGGAGGGUAACCAUAGCCCCAACUCCGGGAGUUUUUGCAACUGGUCAUCCUUUGAAUCUUUGGUUUCACACCGUAUAUUUCAACAUGGACAUGAAAAAGAGGAUCACACUAGAGCUGCGGAACCGAAGCCCAGCGGAGAUCGUGGAGCUGGUGUUGGACAACAGUCGCUCGGCUGACGGGGAGGUGGAGGGACUGACGGAUGAGUUCACAGAGCUGGAGUUUCUCAGUAUGGUCAAUGUGGGUCUGAGCUCACUGACCAAGCUGCCCCCCCUGCCCAAACUGCGUAAGUUGGAGCUGAGCGACAACAACCUAUCGGGCUCUCUGGAGACUCUAGCAGAGAAGUGCCCCAACCUGACUUACCUCAACCUGAGCGGGAACAAGAUCAAGGAGCUGAGUACCCUGGAGGCGCUGCAAAACCUGAAGAGUCUGCAGAGUCUGGACCUGUUCAACUGCGAGAUCACGUCCCUGGAGGACUACAGGGAGAGCGUGUUCGAGCUGCUGCCUCAGGUCACCUACCUGGACGGCUUCGACCAGGAGGACAACGAGGCCCCGGACUCUGAGGCCGACGAUGAGGACGAUGAAGGCGAGGAGGGGGCGGGGCCGACUGGCGAGUACGACGACGAGGAGGAUGAAGAGGACGAUGAGGAUGGAUCAGAGGGAGGAGAGGUGGGGUUGAGCUUUCAGGUGAACCAGGGCAAUCAGGAGGAGUACAACGAGGAGGAUGACGAUGCCGAGGAAGAAGACGAUCAGGCUGGCGCUCCGGGACAGAAGAGGAAGAGGGAGGUGGAGGACGAAGGCGAGGAGGACGACGACGAAGAAGACUAGUCCCCCCCCCGGUCUCUGCCAUCCGUGUGUUGUCCUGUGCCGUCUUUGUCCGUCUCAGUCCCCCUUCGGACCCCAAACCUCCACCCGACAGCCGCCACCGCGGCGCUGCGUCCCGCUGUAGUCGGUCUUCUGUUUGAAAUAGAAUCACUCGUUUAUUUUUAGAUAAUAUAUAAGAUUUACAGAGAAAAGAUUUUAUCUGAACUUGAAACCUGUUGGAUCCAGCCGAAGAAUCCACGCUCUUUUUCCCUUUAAGCUCGAUGCAGGAUCCCGUUUUCUGUCCGUCCAGUGAGUCUCCGCCCUCCGACCUCCUCCGCCGCUCCUUCACGCCUGUCGCUGGACGGCAGAAGUUUGCGUCGUCCUCCGGCUGCCGCAGACCUCCAAGCGCAGAAAACCUUCCACCAAAGAGUGAGUUCCCUCCACGACUCUUCUCCUCACCUUCCUGAAGGGGUUCCCUCCAAAUGUCGCUGGCCCAGAAAGGGGUCGCAGCUCUGCAGAGCCUGUCGGAAUCGUCGGUCAGAUCCGGUUUGAACGUCACGUCUGCAGGAACCUCCUCUGCUGUAGACCAGUGGUUUCCAUCCUCUGUGCUGCGGACCGGAACCGGCCUGUGGGACAGUCGGUACCGGGUCGCUUAAUUUCUAAUCUGAUUCUGAAGGAAGUUUUAUUUUGAAAAACUACUGGAUUCCUGUUAUAUGAUGUUGCUCGUGUCGAAAAUCUGCUACAUUCUUAUAGUUGAAGCCCCCAAGUUAACGCACACAAAAAAAAAAAAAAAAAUUUGGAAAGUUUCUUCACACAGAAAAGACUUCAAGAUAAAAGAAGGCUGCAUUUAACUGUUUAAAGCAACUGCAAAUAUUCUACUGAGGAUGGGAAAAAAAAAAACUUAUCCUCAGAAGUGAAGGGAAACGUUAAACUGGUCUGUUGCAGUUGACUCCCCCGAUACAAACCGCAGGUUCCAGAUCAGCAGACAGAAAUCAGAGUAAAAGCCUCAAAAAGAAACAUCCAAGUCUGCAACUUCCUCUUGUUUUAUUUUGAAAGUCUGUUGCACGUUAGAGCAGGAAGAAGCAGCAGGAGCUUCAGGGUCACCGCUCCUUCCUUUGCAACGUUGACCUCCGAACAGGACGAAACGCGACCAGAGAAACCAUGGCAACCGUAUCCCCCUCCCUCCCCCCAGCAUCAUGACAUCACAAGUCAGGGAAAUCAUGAUUUUCAGUGGAAGAUUGUUUGGACUUGGGCUGCACCCGUUUCCCGCUCAAAACACGCGGACCGUAAGCAUCUCAGGUCCACCAAGGAAAUCCUCAUGGUGACGUUGUUCCAGCGUGUGUGUGUGUGUGUGACGUAGCGUAGGGCUUUUAUUUGUGGUUUUUUUGGGAACAGGUCCUCUUUCUUCUUUGUUUUUUGUGGAGUUUCUUCUUUUUGUUUAUUUUUAAUUAAUUUGUUUACCGAUUAGCAGCCGUUGAAUUUGAUUAUCUUUUUGUUUUGUAGUAAAGUUGAUGAGUGUCUCCCUGUUUUCACCGUCAUCCCGGCCAAAACCUUUUGCUUCUUUUGCCGUCCCGCUGUUCAGUCCAAUGUAAAGCUAAUUAACUUUUGCAAUAAUCAGGCUUUUCUUUUUGUUUCUUGGCUUUGAACAAAGUCAUUUUUUACUAAAAAUUUUCGAAAUUCGGUAAAUAAAAAAAGUUUCAAACCUGUUUUACUAUCAAAAUAUUCCAGGAUUUUGCAGAUCAGAAAAAAACAUUUUGGAUUAUUUUACUCGCCUGAGCUCCUGUGUGUCAGUAAUAUUUUACACUCAGCUGUCCAUAAAGAUCAAAUAGAUGAACGUUAUUUGUGUUCAGCACAAUUCUCCUUCAUUUCUGUGCUUCUUACCCCCCUUAUCCACAUAAGUAGAGGGAGGAAACACGUUUAUCCUGUUUUUUCCUCCUACCUUUAAACGCAGCACACCCGUUUAGUACAGGUGUUGACUCCAGAGUCAAAGCUCUGCAGAUCUCUCUCUUGCGAGCGCUUUUAUUUAACUGCUGUAAUUUUCUGCACCCUUACAAAAUUUAGAAAAUGUUUUUUUUAUAGCUAGGUUUUAAAAGCCACUGGACUUUCACAUCUGCAGCGGCGCUUCCAGCCUAAACAGUUCAGGUCUGCGGCGGUAAAACGCGUCAAAUCAGGAUUUCCAGUGUAAACUCGGCUGAUCCUGGAUUCCUGAAACAUUUCUUUAAAAACCGCCUUCAGGUUUUCCUGAUUUCUUUAAAGAAAACAUCUGGAAAUAAACCCCAAUUCCAGCACAGGACUGUUAUAAAUACAGGCGCCGUUUUCAAAAAGUUCCAGGUCAGCCGAGGUCAGGGGUCGCUUCAUUAUCAAGGCAAUAUUGUAAAUAGACUCCCAGCUGAGCUUCAGGUGGUUUUUAAUUUAAGUUUUCCUUCAGACAAGCGAGGUGAAAGUCGACACGGCCUCCAACGCCAGAUCCGUGCUCCCCUCAUUGUUCCCAACUCCCCCCAAAAGAUGUGUUUGACUUUUUGUGGUGUAACUAAAACAUGUUUAAGAGGUUUUUAAUAAAAACAUAUUUAAAAGUU